Molecule: messenger RNA, 2094 nt
Organism: Trypanosoma cruzi
Lineage: Eukaryota; Euglenozoa; Kinetoplastea; Trypanosomatida; Trypanosomatidae
Exons: 1
Coding region: 1-2094 (697 amino acids)
Molecular function (GO): protein binding
Source: RefSeq, a predicted model, not a curated record
AUGUCUGGUAGGACGACUCGAGUUGCUGUCAAUGGUGUUGUGUGCCGCCGCUCUGUUGGUUGGCGCGCCUUCAGCGGGAACUUUGCGUUGUACCGCAUGGGCUGCCGCAGCCCAACUGUUUCCUUGCAGCAGCAGCAGACAUUUACAUUGUGCUGUCAGCACCGUGCCAUUGGGCCACGUCAAUAUGCGCCGAAGGGGUUUCGAGAGGCUGCUGGUCGCGCCCCUAUGACAUUUGAAUUUGGUGAAGAGUGCAACGAAUUGGCCAAAGUAGCCCAUCAAACGAAAAACUACGGUGAUGCGAUUAGUCUCUACGACCGCGCCUUGACGAUGCGGCGGGAACGCUACGGCCCCAUUCACGAAAAGUGUGCCGCGACACUGCAUAACAUUGGACGCGUCUUUCUAGAAAUGCGUGAGCCCGGUGCCGCGGAGAACGCCUUGACGGAGGCGGCCGCCAUUUAUGAGCAGGUGGAGGGACAAAACUCGAUUCGCUACGCCGAGAGCCUUGCACUGCUGGCUCUUUCGUACACGCAUUUGAACUUUCUUGAGGAAGCGGAGAAGGCGUUUCGCGAGAGUAUCAAGGUAUUUCGCGACAAAUCGUACAAUCAUGUGACGAACUCGUGGCUGCCAGACGACCGGUCAACAGCAGCCACUAUCACAGAGCCGCAGAAACACCCUCUUGCAUCCGCCGCCCAUGCACUUGCCGACUGUGCACAGUUAUUUCUUCUUCAGAAUCAGGAGCAUCGAGCCAUUGCAUUUCUGGAAGAGGCGCUUGAGAUUCGUCGUUAUCUUUACAUCCGGCACAACAAGUAUCGUCCCAUCAUUGCACAAACUCUCAACAAGUUAUGUGAACUGAAAAAGUCGAUCAAUGAUGCCACAGGGGCAGAGAUGUGUAUUAACGAAUGUCUUGAGAUUUGUAUCGCAACGCUCGGUCGUGACUCUCCGGCAACGGCGCAGGCAACGAGCAGCAAGGCCUCGUUGCUCGCCGCACGCCGUCAAUUCCGUGAGGCACGGCGAUUAUACGAAGAGAGCACGACAACAUAUGCUGUGGCGCUUGGCAAAGAUUCGGCGCUAUUUGGACAGGAACUUGUGAAACUGGGCCGCAUUCAGGAGUUAUGCGAUGACUACAUUACGGCCGAGAAAACAUAUGAGCGUGGCGUUGAUGUGAUUAAAAAAGCGCUUGGACCCGAGGCGCUGCAACUUGCAGAGGCGUACACAUUCCUUGGCUCACUCUUAGUAAAGCGACAGGAGAUAACGCGUGCCAUUGACCUCUUCCGUGACGCUGUACGGCUACGGAAGGCGAAAAAUAGAAAAGAUCCGCAGCUGGCGUAUUUAUAUCAGAAGCUUGGGGACGCGUAUGCGAUGCGGCGGGAGUCUCAUGCGGAAGCGUAUUUUCUUCUUGCCAUUGAACAGUUUCGUGAGAACGCCAAGGUGGAGCCGCUGCAGCGUACGUUUCUUACAGAUGUAUUGGAUGACUUGGGUCUCUUUUACUUGGACUUUCACCAUUACGAGAAGGCGGAACGGUGCUUAAAGGAGGCACUGGAUACACGCAUUGAGAUGCUUGGUGAGAGUCACGCCACGGUGGCGUAUUCAUACAGUAACUUUGCACUUUUGUACCUUCAUCGUGAGGAUACGGAUAACUGUGAAAAGAUGUGCAAAGCGGCACUUGACAUGUACGCCAAAACGGCUCGAUCAAACGUCCUUGCACAGGCAGAUGUGUACACAACAUAUGGUCAGUGUUGUCAUUUACAGAGACGCCUCCAGGAUGCACUCAGUUGGCACGAAAAGGCGUUGAACGUCCGACGGACGCGUGGAGAAAGUAGUGAGUUAUCCACCGCAGAGUCACUCAACCACAUUGCUCGUGUGUAUGUUUCCAUGAAGCAGUACGCAUCAGCCACAAAGUAUUUGGCGGAGGCGAAGAAGAUUGCCUAUCAGUUUACCGCGGAGUUUGCGCAGUACCUGCGGCAGGAGGUAGCAAAGACGGAGCAGCAGAUUCCUCCUAUGGAAGAAUGGAGCGCAGAGGACCGUAUCGCUGCCACACCAACGCUCCCUGUGGACAAUAACAAGCCAAAGGAAGGGGAGAUGACGUCACAUUAG